Molecule: messenger RNA, 312 nt
Organism: Striga asiatica
Lineage: Eukaryota; Viridiplantae; Streptophyta; Magnoliopsida; Lamiales; Orobanchaceae
Source: the annotation of a GenBank genome assembly
AUGAAAUUACGAACAGGACAAAAGUACCAAAAUAAAGAGAUCAGUUCAAAUCUCGAACCAGAGCUUAAUCGAGGCAGAGCAAGAUCAGAGCUCGAGCUUCAGCGGUUCAUUUUGAUCGAACAAGUAGUGGAGAAUGUACGGGGUGGCCCGAACCACGGCGACCCAAGCUCCGAACAUGGCCACGUGACUCUUGAGCUGCUUCAGCGCCGCCGCCUUGUCUGGCUUCCGCAUAAACAUGCCUGGAAACAUUUUAGCUACUUUUUUUCUUCGGAUUUCCUUGCGAAUUUUGAUUGGGGAGAGGAAGAUGACUGA